Jaculus jaculus (lesser Egyptian jerboa) is the source of this 1374-nucleotide messenger RNA. RefSeq names its product solute carrier family 35 member G6 (gene Slc35g6). Bases 1 to 1374 code for a protein of 457 amino acids. Lineage: Eukaryota; Metazoa; Chordata; Mammalia; Rodentia; Dipodidae. The record is from RefSeq and is a predicted model, not a curated record. Gene Ontology annotation, cellular component: membrane. The transcript has 3 exons.
AUGGCGCCGCGUCCGCCAGGCCCGGCUCAUCCCCGUGGCCGUCCCCGGCCGCUUAGGUUUCGCCCGCCUCCAGCUCCGGCUCCGGCUCCGGCCCCGGCCCCCCCAGCGCCCGGCCCCGGCCCGGCCCCGCCGCCGCCGCCGCCGCCGCCGCCGCUGACAUCAUCGGCUCCCCCCCCACCCGCCCCGGUCCUACCCCCACCCCCACCCCCGGAAACAGUCCCCCCCCAGCGCCGCCGCUGCAGCCGAGAGGAAGCCGGCGCGGCGCGGCGCGGCGGACACCGGCUCGGGGCGCUGGGUCGAGCCCACGCAGGGAAACUGAGAGGCGCAGGGCCGCUGGGCGGGUCCCCAGAUCCCAGCCAGGUUGCCAGUCAGUCAUACUACAACCUGCCCGACUUCACCCAGCCGUCACCGCCCUCCACUCCACCCAGUCUCCCCUCACACAAGCGCUGCUGGCCCUCUGAUGCCACCAAAGGCCUGCUUGUGGCCCUGCUGGGUGGGGGCCUGACUGCCGGCUUCGUGGGCCCCUUCUCCCGUAUGGCUUAUCAGGCCUCCGGCCUGCCGUCCAUGGAGCUGCUCAUCUGUCGAUGCCUCUUCCACCUCCCCAUUGCCCUGCUACUUAAGCUGCGUGGCGACCCACUCCUAGGACCUCCUGAAGUCCGGGCACGGGCCUUCCUCUGUGCCCUGCUCAACGUCCUUAGCAUCGGAUGUGCCUACAGCGCAGUUCAGGUGGUGCCUGCGGGCAAUGCAGUCACUGUUCGGAAAGGUUCUUCCACCGUGUUCUCUGCCCUCCUCGCGCUCUGCCUCCACAGCCAGGGUCUCAGCUGCUAUGACUGGUGUGGCCUGUUGGGCAGCACGCUGGGACUGAUCAUCAUUGUGGGGCCUGGACUAGGGACACUGCAAGAAGGGACUCCGGGCCUCUACACGGCCCUGGGCUACGUGCUGGCUUUCCUCGGAGGCCUGGCCCUGUCACUGGGGUUCCUGGUUUACCGCUCCCUGCACUUUCCCUCCUGCCUACUGACAGUGGCCUUCCUAUUUGGCUUGGUGGGACUAAUGGUGUCCGUGCCAGGCCUCUUUGUUCUGCAGACCCCCGUGCUACCCACCGAUCCGCUGAGCUGGAGCUGUGGAGGGGCCGUGGGGAUCCUUGCCUUGGUCUCCUUUACGUGUGUGAGCUACGCAGUCACCAAGACCCACCCUGCCCUGGUGUGCGCUGUCCUGCACUCGGAGGUGGUGGUAGCCUUGAUGCUGCAGUAUUACGUGCUCUACGAGACUGUGGCACCUUCCGACAUCAUGGGAGCGGGGGUCGUGUUGGGCAGCAUUGCCAUUAUCACGGCCCAGAACCUCAGCUGUGAAAAGGAAGAGCAGGUGGAGGAGUGA